GCUCUCUCCCUCUUUUCCCACAGGCAGACCAGGGAGAGAGAAGCGCCUGGGUCGCAUCUCCGUCUCUCUCUCUUUCGUUCUCUGCCAUCCCUCUGCACUCUCCCCAUCUCUGUUUGCGAUUCUGCAGCUGAAACCCUGUUAGAAAAUUCCCUGAGCUCGGCAUCAUAGGCAGUACACAGGAGCAGGAUAGACCGGGGGAAUAAAUUGGCAAUCCCUCAACGAACUGAGGAGUCUUUUUGUUCUUUUCAUGCUUUUGAUGAUUGACCUGUUCCGCUGCCUCUCUUCUACAAGUAAAGACUUUGAAUGGAAGACUUGAUGUGACAAAAAAAGAACAGAACAAAAGCUUUUGCAGCUUUAUGUUGCCUCACAGGACAAAGUGAUGCAAAUGAAGACAGUGUUUGGAAGUGAGGAACUGAAGACUUAAUCCAUCUUCAAGAAAAAACUGCAAAAGAAACAGGAGAACGUGAACCUGAGGACGAGACGCUCAAUCAGUUGAUUUAAAACCAAACGCUCUCCCUGUCAGUCUCCGUCUCCACUCCUUCUGUCCCAUCUAUACUUUUCUUCCGUUUCUUGGGCUCUGCUCCCUCGACUGAAACUCAGCCAUGCAGGUGUCCAUCGCCUGCACGGACCAUAACCUGAAGAGGGGGAAUGGGGACCACAGCAAGAGUGCCACCAGCCCCAACGUGGUGAACCAAGCCAGGGCAAAGUUCCGCACCGUGGCCAUCAUCGCUCGCAGCUUCGGCUCCUUCACUCCACGGCACAUUUCACUCAAGGAGUCAACGGGGAAACACACGGGCAUGAAGUACAGGAACCUUGGAAAGUCAGGACUCAGAGUAUCUUGCUUAGGACUGGGUACAUGGGUGACAUUUGGGGGACAGAUAACCGACGAGGUUGCAGAGCAGCUAAUGACUAUUGCCUACGAGAGUGGAGUCAACCUGUUCGACACAGCUGAGGUCUACGCAGGCGGCAGGGCUGAAAUCAUUCUCGGAAACAUUAUCAAGAAGAAAUGCUGGAGGCGAUCCAGUUUGGUCAUUACAACUAAACUCUACUGGGGAGGAAAAGCGGAGACGGAAAGAGGACUGUCCAGGAAACACAUUAUUGAAGGUCUAAAAGGCUCUCUACAAAGAAUGCAGUUGGAAUAUGUAGAUGUAGUUUUUGCCAACCGCCCUGACAGCAAUACUCCCAUGGAGGAGAUUGUUCGGGCCAUGACCUAUGUCAUCAACCAAGGCAUGGCAAUGUACUGGGGGACGUCUCGGUGGACGGCCAUGGAGAUCAUGGAGGCAUAUUCGGUGGCGAGACAGUUUAAUCUGAUCCCUCCAGUGUGUGAGCAGGCAGAGUAUCAUCUUUUCCAGAGGGAGAAAGUAGAAGUGCAACUGCCUGAACUUUACCACAAAAUAGGAGUCGGGGCGAUGACGUGGUCACCGCUGGCAUGCGGCAUCAUCACAGGAAAGUAUGAAAAUGGCAUUCCUGAAUCUUCCAGGGCUUCCAUGAAGUCGUAUCAGUGGUUGAAGGAGAAAAUAGUAAGUGAGGAUGGAAGGAAACAACAGGCCAAGCUGAAAGAGCUCAACCACAUUGCAGAGAAGCUGGUCUGCACUCUGCCUCAACUGGCUGUGGCGUGGUGUCUAAGAAAUGAAGGAGUGAGCUCAGUUCUUCUGGGAACAUCCAACCCUGAACAGCUCACUGAGAACCUUGGGGCCAUACAGGUCCUUCCUAAGAUGACGUCUCAUGUGGUGUCUGAAAUCGACCACAUCCUGGGCAACAGACCGUACAGUAAGAAGGACUACCGCUCUUAGACCAGGCUGGUGGACUCCUGAGAGGUCAGCCUACCUACUCACCUACCUAUUUAACCAUACUGCUACCAUGGACCCACCGUUCAAUGUUUAAGUCCAUGGUUCUCUCCUUGGGGGCCCCACUCAGCUCCAGCUCCAGCCCACUUCAGCCUGGAACAGACAGCCUUGUUAAGCCCAGCAUUGUCCUGCUCACAUCAGCUCUACCCGGUUCAUCUCAGGUCCGGUCCAGCUCAGCCAAGAGACGCUUAACAAACUCAGCUUUUUGCAGCCUCAAACGCAACUUAGUCAAUUUCCCCCCCCCCCCCCCCAAAACCAAGGUGUUAACCCUUUCAGUGCCACUCCAUUCAACUAUAACUAUGCAGAGCUUAGUCUUGCCCAUGCCCUUCUAGAGCACUACAUCUCGGUUCAACAUUAAGAAAUAUAUAAACAUUUACAGUUGGGAGUUGAGCAGUACUGUAGUAAAAGCACAGCAGGAGUAUUUAAUUACUUUAAAGUGCCUUGCUCAAUGGCACCUUGAUAGUAGUUGUUGAGUGAAACGGUUAUGUCACUUAUUCACUUUUCCAACCCACAUCCUCCCGAUGACUCAGACCCUCAGGUCUCAAGCCUUCCUCUCAAAUGUCCAGACUUCCACCCACAAGGAAUUUAAUUUGAGAACAAAAUUCAUACUGAGCACAUAUUUUAUUCAUGAGAAAUGCUGUACCACAAGCUGAAUACAUCAACACAAACACCUUAGACUUAAACAUGUUAUGUUCCUUACGAAAGUAAACAUAAAAAAGCUUUAGUUGCAUGAACAUCCCCAGUCAUUUAGUCAAUGCUUUCAUUCAAUUGCUAUGCAGCGCUGCAAACAAAAUUACCAUAAGAGCUCAAUACUCUCACCUCGUGUCAGAGGUACACGCUCAAGUCGUGGGAUAAAAUGUCUUUCCCAUGAAAUGUGAGGUUUAGCAAUGACAAUGCUCAUACUUCUUAAAAAAAGCUUUAUGAAUGAGGCCUCAAUGAACCAUUCCCUGUUAGCUCAAAUUAGUUUCAAACUACCUACCAUUUGUACUCAAACCUGUAUUUAGUUUAGGACAGAAUAGUAUUCAGUAGAUAUUAUAGGCUGCAAAUCCUGAGUGCAGGUGCAUGUUUCUCCAGCUAUAGUGUGCCUCUCUUUACUUUUCUAUAAAGCACAUAAUGAAUCAACAGAAAGGAGUUGGAUCAAAAAUACUGCAAGCUUGUCUACUGUCCGUGACUGCCUGUGAAGCGAAGGAUCCUGGAACAUCAGUGUCAUUGGAAUUGGGGCUUUCAGGGAGAGAGUGAAGCAUGUCGCCCCUGUGUGGUCUUUUUCAAGAACUGCUACUCUGCUUCAGUAGAUAAUAGAAGAGAGAAAUAACGCUUUGCAAAAGAAGUGGACUACUUUUCUCUCAGUUUGCAUUUAUUAUGGAGACAUUUGACUCCAUUUCUGUCUGUGAACUGAACCUGCAUUGCUGAUUGCCUCAAUGAACCUUGCAGAAAAGGACUUAAGCAUAUAAUAUAUCUAUGUAAUAAAAGGAUGCCUCCUAGCUGGUCAAAAAUUGCUCGUUAAUGGCACAAAGAAGCAUAUAGGCAAGGGAUGUGGCAAAGAUUACAGUAUUUAUUCUAGAGUAGUUAAUAGACAGACAUUUAUUUUGACAUUUUGAGAUAUUGUUUUGAGAACUAUGGGAAAGUUACAUGUACAUAAAAUGUUAAGGCAUACCUUGUAACAUAAGCAAAACCAUGAAGAAGCCUCUCAUGCAUAUGAAGAUUUUACAGUACUGUAUGGCUAAUAUAUAAAUAAGUAAAUAGAGGUGUUGUAUGUAAAUAGAGUUAUUUUGUUGCUCCUCUAUAGAAUCACUGCAUUAGUUGCAGUGUUUGAGUCACUUUUCAUCCCAUCCUCCUCCAGGCCGACUUUACACUGUCACAGAAUACAUUGCUGGCUCCUGAAGGAUAUUUCAUAUAAGUAUUUAUGAAGAGUAAUGGUCAAUUUUCUUUGUUUUUGCAUCGUGAAGUCAGAUUAUGAAGUCUGUAUUGAUAAUGGCAUUAUUUAAAGAAGGAACUUCUGUAAGUAAUGAGCUUCUGUUCAAACUUAAGCAUUGACCCUGAAUCAUUAUCUCUGACCAGGUAGCUGAGCUCUCACAGUUCAUGUCGCCUUCAUGCGUUGUUUUUCUGAUUCUUUUUCAUCUGGAAAACAAGCCAUCACUUUAUCAGCAGAAAUGUGGGCCAGAUUCCAGUUAAGUCACUGUCCUCGGUGUACAUUUGUUGACUUGUAGCACAAACACCCUCCAGAUUUUAAUCAAAGGAAAGUUCUGCCCAUGUAGACUUUAGCCAGAAAUGCUGGUACACACAUAAGAAUGAUGCAUAAAUAAGCAGUGUUUGGCUGACAUUUUAAUUCUCUGGCCUUUGGGAUAAAAAUUAGACUUCCCUUUGGCUAUUUGCAUUGACUUGGUGUUACAUACAAAGAAGACCUGACCUCCUCUUAGUCAUCAUUGUAAUGCAAAUGACAAGCAGUUUGCUAACAACAAAAAACAUCCAGAAAAACUAUUUAAGUCUCCUUUAAGGUCAGAUCAGUGUAAUUCCCUUUACUCUAACUCUUGGUGGCAAUAUGUGUACUAACACAUACGUUUAGUUUGGUUGCAAGUCAACAAGCUGCCUCUCAGUUCCAGUCAGUGACCAUGUUGGAUCGCGGCCUGCCGGUGUGUGUGGAGACUUCUCUACCCGACAGAGUGCCUUGACUUGAGUGCCACUACAGAAGAAAAUAAAUCUGAGAUGUCUUUCAUUACGAGGUGUUAAAUGGUGUUUGGAUGCUGUCCUACAAACAAAGUGAGAAUAGAACAAUAUGUAUGCAGAUUAUUACAUUAUUAGAUUGCCUAAUUUACAGUAUGUAUUAAAUAUAACCUCAUUUGGACAAAAGCCUUUAAAAACAAAGCAGUAGUGUACAUAUACAUUUGUGUAGAGGUAACGUUUGUAAAAUUGACUCAAAAUGAAGUAAACUAUUCCAGGAAUUGUCAUCCUUGUCUACUUAGUCCUACACUACAGAUUGUUACAGUGUAUGGCAAUGGCUUUGUUCCAUCUUGGCCUUUAUUUAGGCUGUUUCCCCAAAAUAAUCUUACUGGAACAGUUAAGUCACAGAGAGGUAAGUGUUUUUAUCUUCUCCUUCAACCAUCAGUUUGUCUUAAGAAAAGGGCACCAAGUCUUUAACAGCUAGCAAGUAAUACAAUAUUCCUGUGGGUACCAUUGAAAUGUAAAGUAAUGCAUUGAUAGUGAUAUUUGUAGGGGAACUGGCCUAAAUCUGUCAGUGUCUGAGAGAAUAGUGACUUGUUCUUCAACAAGUUUACACUCUUGGCAAUGGGGAUGAAGGCCAAAACGGAACAAAGCUAGAAACAAUUAACCUCUGGCUAAAUUCUCAACUCUGAUUUAGAUAACAUGAAAAGUCCUGCAAUGUUACGCAUAAUCUUUAACCCUAGAUUUCCUGUUCUGGUAUGAAGCCAACCAAGAUCAAUUCUCAUAAAAUAUCAGGUGAUAUAGCAAUGUGUUCUACAACAUGUAUAUUCGUGGAUGGUAGACUUCGACAUCCAGUUUGGUUCCCUUUUUGUUAAGGUGACAUGCAAAGCAUCAGUGUCUCAUUUCUCUCCUGAACAGUAGUUCUCUCUGUAAAUAGUCUGUAUGAAAGUGUGAUUCUAAAUAAAUGCAUUGACAACGGAAA
Molecule: messenger RNA, 5487 nt
Organism: Sander lucioperca (pikeperch)
Lineage: Eukaryota; Metazoa; Chordata; Actinopteri; Perciformes; Percidae
Gene: kcnab1a
Product: potassium voltage-gated channel, shaker-related subfamily, beta member 1 a
Exons: 14
Coding region: 603-1793 (396 amino acids)
Biological process (GO): negative regulation of delayed rectifier potassium channel activity; potassium ion transport; transmembrane transport
Cellular component (GO): membrane; cytoplasm; voltage-gated potassium channel complex
Molecular function (GO): voltage-gated potassium channel activity; potassium channel regulator activity; transmembrane transporter binding
Source: RefSeq, a predicted model, not a curated record